UCACCCUUAGUAGUCACUACUCACAGUGGCCUCAAGCCCUGCAGGCAUGUACAGCAGGCAGCUCGCAUCCUGUGUUGCACUGGCGCUAGUACUCCUUGCCAACAGUGCACCCACUUCAAGCCCUGCCAAGGAGGCACAGCAGUACCUGGAGCAGUUGCUGCUGGACUUACAGCAGCUCCUGAGAGGGAUCAACAAUUACAAGAAUCCGAAACUCCCCAUGCUGCUCACGUUUAAAUUUUACAUGCCGAGGAAGGCCACAGAACUGAAGCAUCUUCAGUGCUUGGAAGAAGAACUUGGACCUCUGCAUGAUGUGCUAAAUUUGGUUCAAAGCAAAAACCUUUACUUGGAAGAUGCUGGGAAUUUCAUCAGCAAUAUCAGAGUAACUGUUAUGAAACUAAAGGGCUCAGAAAACACACUCAACUGCGAAUUUGAUGAUGAAACAGUGACUGUGGUGGAAUUCCUGAGCAGAUGGAUAACCUUCUGUCAAAGUGCCAUCUCAACAAUGACUCAAUAACCGCGUGCCUCCUGCUUACAACACACAAGGCUUUCUAUUUAUUUAAAUAUUUAACGUUAUAUUUAUUUUUGGAUGUAUUGUUUACUAUCUUUUGUUACUACUAGUAUUCAGACGAUAAAUAUGGAUCUUUAGAGAUUCUUUUUUGUAAGCCCCAAGGGCUCUAAAAUGUUUUAAAUUAUUUAUCUGAAAUUAUUUAUUAUAUUGACUUGUUAAAUAUCAUGUCUAUAUAGAUUCAUUAAUAAAAAUAUUCAGAACUAU
Messenger RNA from Meriones unguiculatus (Mongolian gerbil), 772 nucleotides. RefSeq names its product interleukin 2 (gene Il2). NCBI's taxonomy places the organism in Eukaryota, Metazoa, Chordata, Mammalia, Rodentia, Muridae. The transcript has 4 exons. The record is from RefSeq and is a predicted model, not a curated record. Gene Ontology annotation, molecular function: growth factor activity; interleukin-2 receptor binding. Gene Ontology annotation, biological process: immune response. Gene Ontology annotation, cellular component: extracellular region. The coding region runs from base 47 to 514 and encodes 155 amino acids.